AUGAUACAAAGAAGACAUGGAAGAUGGGGAUGGAUGAGGGGUAGGUUGUUCAGAGUUGGAACUUCUGAUUCUGUUUUCGAAGCGAUUAUCCCCGGCAAAGCUGAUUCUAAACCACUACAAUUCAAAGACUACUCAUCACUUUUGGUCAUAAAAUCUGCUCAUUAUGGUUCCUAUUACGCUGAGCUCAUAAUGGAAAAGGAAGAGUUUGUUUAUACAUCUCUGGGGUCGAAUCCUCACAUCCUUAAGUUCUACGGCCACGAUUAUACCUUUUCCAAAGAUCAUGAUGGUGGAAACUAUGGCAGAGUCAGUUAUAACCUGUUUUAUAAAAAUGUCUUAGGUGGAUCACUGAGUGAUUUCAUCGAGAGAACAAGAGUUAGGUUGCGUGAGCCUCAAGCAAGAGCACAUACUCGCUCUAUUCUUAAAGGGUUGGAGUUCAUACACCAAAAGAGUUUUGUCCACUGCAACCUAAAACCAUCCAACAUUUUACUGAUUCAUUGUGAUGAUAAUCCUUAUGGCGUGGAUGGUUUGGUUGCCAAGAUUGCUGAUUUUGGUCUUUCUAAGAGAAUUAAUGAUGAUUUCGAGAGUGGAAAUGAAGUGACAGGUAGUCCGUAG
Messenger RNA from Cannabis sativa, 612 nucleotides. RefSeq names its product mitogen-activated protein kinase kinase kinase 20-like. Gene Ontology annotation, molecular function: ATP binding; protein kinase activity. The transcript has a single exon. Gene Ontology annotation, biological process: protein phosphorylation. The record is from RefSeq and is a predicted model, not a curated record. NCBI's taxonomy places the organism in Eukaryota, Viridiplantae, Streptophyta, Magnoliopsida, Rosales, Cannabaceae. Bases 1 to 612 code for a protein of 203 amino acids.